AUGUUGCUGCUGGCUCUGCCCCUGCAGGAGGGAGCUGAGGAGGGUCACGACCAGCUUGUGUCCAGCCGUAUCAUAGGGGGGCAGGAUGCGCAGGAGGGUCGAUGGCCCUGGACAGUUAGUGUGCAAGUAAAUAGUCGCCACGUCUGUGGAGGAUCCCUCGUCUCAGCCCAGUGGGUGGUGUCAGCUGCUCACUGCUUCGAUCUCUCUGUGCCCUAUUCCCAGUACCGUUUGGUGCUGGGGGCGCACCAGCUCCUCAAUCCCUCCCCAAAUCAGGUCCUGGCCGAGGUGCAGAAUAUCAUCCCUCACCCCAGCUCCGUUGCUGACAUCGUCUUGGUGAGGCUGAAGGAGCCGGUGGCAACCACAAAGUUCAUCCGUCCCAUCUCAUUGCCUGGGGCCUCCCGUCAGUUCCCCGUGGGGAAGAUGUGUUGGGUCGCCGGUUGGGGUGAUGUUGGAGUGAACAAGCCAUACCCCACAACCCUGCAGCAGUUGGAGGUUCCCAUCCUCAGUGCAGCGACCUGCAACGAGUAUUACAACCCAUUCGUUCCAGGCGCAGAUGUGGAAGCAGUGAAAAGCGGCAUGAUCUGUGCCGGAUACGAUGCCGGCUAUAAGGGAUUCUGCCAAGACGACUCUGGGAAUCCUCUGGUCUGUCAGCAGGACGGCACCUGGUACCUGGCUGGAGUCCUCAGCUCGUUCCUGAACGGCAUCACGAAUGAAGUCAUCUGUUUGGAGGCUGGUUACCCCGGGGUCUUCACUCAGGUGACAGCCUUCGACAGCUGGAUCCAGGGGCACGUGAAUGGCGUGGGCCCCUCUACUGUUGCUUCUCCAGCAUCCUGA
This is a messenger RNA of Emys orbicularis (European pond turtle), 834 nucleotides long. RefSeq names its product prostasin-like. The coding region runs from base 1 to 834 and encodes 277 amino acids. The record is from RefSeq and is a predicted model, not a curated record. Gene Ontology annotation, biological process: proteolysis. Gene Ontology annotation, molecular function: serine-type endopeptidase activity. Lineage: Eukaryota; Metazoa; Chordata; Testudines; Emydidae. The transcript has 6 exons.